Molecule: messenger RNA, 1503 nt
Organism: Phalaenopsis equestris
Lineage: Eukaryota; Viridiplantae; Streptophyta; Magnoliopsida; Asparagales; Orchidaceae
Product: histidinol-phosphate aminotransferase, chloroplastic-like
Exons: 9
Coding region: 94-1326 (410 amino acids)
Biological process (GO): L-histidine biosynthetic process
Molecular function (GO): L-histidinol-phosphate:2-oxoglutarate transaminase activity; pyridoxal phosphate binding
Source: RefSeq, a predicted model, not a curated record
GCUCCCACAAUCUCGCAUCUCAAGCCCAAAGAUUCCUCUCAGAUUCUCCUCCGCUUCUUCUCGGCCGAUCUGCAAAGUUGACUGUCAGGUCCAAUGAGCGUGCUCAGAACCUCAGUCUCUUCUUUCUUCCUCACCAGAAUCGAUCCUGAUGGCUUCAUCUCCGUUGACAGAAGCCGACGGCGCUUUACAGCCUCCGCUACGCUUUCGGAACAGCUUGACGGCACGCAGAGCAAGGUGAGCGGCGAUUCUUUCAUUCGCCUCCACCUCAAGAAACUUUCUCCCUAUCAGCCAAUCCUGCCAUUUGAGGUUUUGUCUGCGCGCCUAGGGAGAAAGCCUGAAGAAAUAAUCAAACUUGAUGCAAAUGAAAAUCCAUAUGGCCCCCCUCCAGAGGUUGCCGAAGCAUUGGGAACAAUGAAAUUUCCUUAUGUAUACCCAGACCCAGAGAGUCGUUCCUUACGUGCCGCUCUUGCUAAGGAUUCUGGUCUCGAACAUGAUUAUAUUCUUGCUGGAUGUGGAGCCGAUGAGUUAAUUGACUUAAUCAUGAGAUGUGUGCUUGAUCACAGUGACAGGAUUGUUGACUGCCCUCCUACAUUUACGAUGUAUGAGUUCGAUGCAGCGGUAAAUGGUGCUUUAGUUAUUAAGGUUCCAAGACUCUCAAAUUUCAGUUUGGAUAUCCCCCGUAUUAUUGAAGUUGUCAAACAGGAAAAACCAAAAUGCAUUUUCCUGACUUCUCCAAAUAAUCCGGAUGGGAGUAUAAUUAAUGAUGAAGAUCUUCUAAAGAUUCUGAACUUGCCUAUUUUGGUUGUACUGGAUGAGGCAUACAUUGAAUUCUCUGGUCUUCAAUCAAGGAUGAAUUGGGUAAAGAAGCACGAUAACUUGAUUUUUCUCCGUACAUUUAGCAAAAGAGCAGGUUUAGCUCGACUUUGUGUUGGUUAUGGAGCUUUUCCUCUCAGCAUUAUUCAAUAUGUAUGGCGGGCGAAGCAACCAUACAAUGUAUCUGUGGCAGCAACAAUUUCUGCAUGUGCCGCUUUGCAGAAUCCUGGUUAUCUGGAGAGAGUAAAGAAUUUACUUGUGCAAGAAAGGGAAAGGUUGUUUGCUCUUUUGAAAGAAGUGUCAUAUCUUAAGCCAUUUCCAAGUUUCUCCAACUUUAUUCUUUGUGAGGUUACUUCUGGAAAGGAUGCUAAGAAGCUGAAGGAAGAUCUUGCAAAUAUGGCAGUGAUGAUAAGGCACUACAAUAACAAAGAACUGAGAGGCUAUGUUCGGAUCUCUGUUGGAAUGCCUGAGCACACAGAUUCACUGAUGAAAUGCCUCAAACUCCUUGAAUAAAUCCAUGCCUUCACACUUGACAAGUAUGCAAAAUUUUCAUGGAUUUUGUAAUUUUUAUUUGCAGAUUUGCACUUUUCUUUUCCUUUUUUUUAUUUUAAUGAAUGUUUUAGGUUGACCUGAAUUGAAGUUUUUGUAGGUAUUUAUAAGUUCAUGCUAAGCUUAUGUUAUUUUCCCUUC